AUAAAGAAUUAUCACACAUUCUAUAAUCUUAAAAUGUAUUGAACACCCCCCGUAAAAUAAAGUUACAAAUUUCAAACUUUUUCUGUGGUUGUGUGGAAUGUGGUUGAUCUAUGGUUUCAACUAACCUACUUUUACAAGUAUUGUGGUUUUACGUGACUUUUUGUCAUAAUGGUUAUUAAUACAUUUUUUACUAAUUUGAUGUAAUUAAGAACACGGAAAUACAGGAAAGGUUAUUAACGAAGAAAUGGAUGUCCAAAAUGUUAAAGAAGAAAUUGAUGCAUACGAUGAUUUUCUGUCUAAGGUCCAUGUAAAACAAGAAUUAAUUGACGAAGUAUCCGCAAUAAAAAUUGAAAAUAUAAAUGAACAAAUAAAUGGAAUUUAUCCAAUCAAACUAGAAAUCAACGAUGACUUGAAUACAAAUAAAAUAUUUGAUAACAAUGGAGAUAUAAGUAAUAAAACAAAAAGGAACAUACUCAGUACCCACAUCAUAUUAAAGAAACUGGAAUAUUCAAAAGUUUCCCAUAGAAAGCGAAUCAAAUCAAAAGGAUUGAUACGAAAUGGAAAAUAUAUUCAACCAUAUGCUAUGGGAUUAAUGAUAUGUGUAUAUUGUGGGAAAUUAUACACAAAACAAGUGGAAUUGUUAUGCCACAUAAAAAUCAAUCAUUGUAUAAAAGGAAACAUUUUUUUUAAGAUGAAAAUUCACCAUAAAAGUAAAAGUGAUUCAUGUAUUACGAAAAAUCUUGAUAUAAAAGAUGAAAUUGAAGUAGUUGAACAUGAAAUGAAAAUGGAACUGCAGAAUACCACAAACCAGUUGGAUCAAUCAAAUCUAACUAAUUCAAAUAUACAUUCACAUACUUACACAAGGACAAAACCAUUCAAAUGUGACAUUGGUAGGAAACCAUUCUCUAGUAAUAUACAAAUGUAUGGUCACACGGGAGAAAAGCCAUUCAAGUGUGAUAUUUGCUAUAAAACUUUUUCGCAGAGCAGUGGUUUGAAGAGACAUUUACGUAGUCAUACAGGAGAAAAACCAUUUGAAUGUGACAUUUGCUUAAAAACUUUUUCACACAAGGGUAACUUGAAGACACAUUUGCGUAGUCAUACAGGAGAAAAACCAUUCAAAUGUGACAUUUGUUUGAAAACUUUUCCUCAUAAGGGUAACUUAAAGACACAUUUCCGUAGUCAUACAGGAGAAAAGCCAUUCAAAUGUGACUUUUGUUUGAAAACUUUUCCACAUAAAAAUACUUUGAUGACACAUUUACGUAGUCAUACAGGAGAAAAACCAUUUAAAUGUGAUAUUUGUUUAAAAACUUUUUCAGAUAGGAGUAAUUUGAUGAGACAUUUACGUAGUCAUACAGGAAAAAGUAAUUCUGAUGUGAAAUUUGUUUGAAAACUUUUCCUCAUAAGGGUAACUUGAAGACACAUUUCCAUAGUCAUACAGGAGAAUAGCCAUUCAAAUGUGACUUUUGUUUGAAAACUUUUCUACAUAAAAAUAUUUUGACCACAUAUUUACUUAGUCAUACAGGAGGAAACCAGGAGGAAACUUUUUCAGAUAGGUGUAAUUUCAUGAGACAUUUAUGUAGUCAUACAGGAAAAAGUCAUUCUAAUGUUGUAUUUGUUUGAAAUCAUUUUCAUGGAAAAUUCAUUUGAAGAAAUGUUUGCGUAAUCAUACAGAACAAAAAUGGUUUAAUUGUAAUAUUUGUUUCAAAAAUUUUUCAGAGUAUUUGAGGAUACAUUUGAUUAUUCAUAUAGAAAAAAAAAAGGAAAUAUGACAUAUUUGUGAAAACUUAUUCAUAGAUACUUAAAUAGUUCAUAGAUAAAUAGAUACUGGAGAAAAUACAUUCAAUUUUUAUAUUUGUUUGAAACCAUUUUCUAAUGAAAAUAGUUUGAAAUAAAUAUGUGUAGUCACACAUUAAAAUAGAUAUUCAACAUUCCUGUAUACUUAUUCUUACAAUGAUGGAUAGGUUAGGUUGAAGUAUUAAUAUAAAAUAAAAAUUAAGAAAUGAAUAUUUCAUCAUUAUUCAAUGCACUUUUUAUAUUUAGUUUUUUGUACUGUAUUUUUUUCAUAUAUUUUGUUUUAUCAUCUUUACAUAAUUUAAUAUGGAAAAUACAUAAUUUUUUUAUAACUCCUAGUUAUAACUUUAAUCUGUCGCCUAGCUGGACAUAGGCGUUCUUACUUUUUAUGUUAUUUUAUUUUAUAUUUGUUUAAUUUUAAACAGAAUACACGCAGUUUAUUUUAUAA
This is a messenger RNA of Diorhabda sublineata, 2239 nucleotides long. Its product is annotated as zinc finger protein 569-like. NCBI's taxonomy places the organism in Eukaryota, Metazoa, Arthropoda, Insecta, Coleoptera, Chrysomelidae. The transcript has 2 exons. The coding region runs from base 245 to 1387 and encodes 380 amino acids. The record is from RefSeq and is a predicted model, not a curated record. Gene Ontology annotation, cellular component: nucleus. Gene Ontology annotation, molecular function: DNA-binding transcription factor activity, RNA polymerase II-specific; RNA polymerase II transcription regulatory region sequence-specific DNA binding. Gene Ontology annotation, biological process: regulation of transcription by RNA polymerase II.